Molecule: messenger RNA, 1149 nt
Organism: Ficedula albicollis (Collared flycatcher)
Lineage: Eukaryota; Metazoa; Chordata; Aves; Passeriformes; Muscicapidae
Gene: MLNR
Product: motilin receptor
Exons: 2
Biological process (GO): G protein-coupled receptor signaling pathway
Cellular component (GO): plasma membrane
Molecular function (GO): G protein-coupled peptide receptor activity
Source: RefSeq, a predicted model, not a curated record
CCCAGCGAGGGCGAGCCCGAGUGGCCGUGGCCGUGGCCGCCCUGCGACGAGCGGCUGUGCCUGGCGCUGCCCAUGUGGGUGCUGGUUCCCAUCACCGCCGUCUGCCUCGGGCUCUUCGUGCUCGGCGUGGCGGGCAAUGUCCUCACGGUGCUGGUCAUCCGCAGCUACCGCGACAUGAAGACCACCACCAACCUCUACCUGGGCAGCAUGGCCGUCUCGGACCUGCUCAUCCUCCUGGGGCUGCCCUUCGACCUCUACCGCCUCUGGCGCUCCCGGCCCUGGAUCUUCGGGCAGCUGCUGUGCCGCCUCUCGCACUACCUCAGCGAGGGCUGCACCUACUGCACCAUCCUGCACAUCACCGCCCUCACCGUGGAGCGCUACCUCGCCAUCUGCUUCCCCCUCAAGGCCAAGGUGGUGGUCACCAAGCGCCGGGUGAAAGCCACCAUCGGCGUCCUUUGGGCCUUUGCCUUGCUCUCCGCCAGCCCCUUCUUCUUCCUGGUCGGCGUGGAGCAGCCCGAGAACCAGACGGACUUCAGCCGCGAGUGCAAGCCCACCCCGCAGGCGCUGCAGUCCGGCCUGCUGGCCACCAUGUUCUGGGUCACCACCUGCUACUUCGUGCUGCCCGUCACCUGCCUCAGCGUCCUCUACGGCUUCAUCGGCCGCGAGCUGUGGCGGAGCAACUCCCGCCUGCGGGGCCCCAGCUCGCUCCUCCGGGAGAAGGGCCACCGCCAGACGAUCCGCAUCCUGGCUGUGGUGGUUCUGGCCUUUGUAAUUUGCUGGUUGCCUUUCCACAUUGGCAGGAUCAUAUUUAUAAACACUCGGGACAUAAGGACGAUGUUGUUCUCCCAGUACUUUAAUAUAUUCGCCCUGCAGCUUUUCUACCUGAGCGCAUCCAUCAACCCUGUCCUCUACAACCUCGUUUCGAAGAAGUACAGGGCAGCAGCCUGCAGGCUGCUGCUGCCACGCCGAGCUGCAGAAAGAGCUUUCACGGUGACAAAAGACGCUGGGGGCUACACAGAGACCAGCGCCAGCACAAGGAACGAGUACACCACCAGCUUCUGAGACUGCACCCCGCACUCCUUCAGGCAUUCUCGCCUAAGGAAGGGAACUUCCUUCUCACGGCGGAGUCGCAAAAGGAUGGACGUUUGU